Zophobas morio is the source of this 603-nucleotide messenger RNA. RefSeq lists its product as uncharacterized. The record is from RefSeq and is a predicted model, not a curated record. Gene Ontology annotation, biological process: defense response to bacterium. Gene Ontology annotation, cellular component: extracellular region. NCBI's taxonomy places the organism in Eukaryota, Metazoa, Arthropoda, Insecta, Coleoptera, Tenebrionidae. The coding region runs from base 27 to 494 and encodes 155 amino acids. The transcript has 2 exons.
GCCACUCAAGCUCGACAACCUCCACCAUGCAAAACACAAUUCUCUUCGUAUUAGCCUCUCUGGCCUUGUCCUUGGCCUUCCCAGCCGGUCCUGCGAACCCCCUUCCAAAACCAGAGGAUCGUCAGAGAGAAACUACCUAUAAAAUUGAAGAUCCCGGGACUCUCAAUGUUUUGCAUCGCCAGAAAGUGUUCGAAGAUAGUAAACAUAGAGUGGAUGCCACUGGUAUAUUGAAACAGGAUUUGUUAAACAUCAGGAGACCAACGCAGGUUGGCGGAAGAGUCGAUUACAACUACAAACCCGCAGACACUAAGUUGGGCGUAGAGGCGAUAAAUAAUGGUCGUUUUGGUACUGAUGUAGGUGUUGAAGCCACUAGAAAUGUUUUCAAGGGUAGGAACAGCGAUCUGGAAAUUGGAGCUAAAUACGGGCAGCACUUUGGCGGACCUGGUGGUCGAAGCGAACCCUCCUUCGGCGGGUUCGUCAGAGGUCAUUUUUAAGACCGUUUAACCUCCAGGAGUAUAUGUUUAAAUAGAUUAAAUUAUUAUUGUUUUAUAUAAGAUCGUUAUUUGUUUGAAUGUUAUGUAUGAAUGCUUUUUGUAAAAAUUG